UUAGAGUAGUUAGCUGGUUUAGGGGGGCGGAGGCUCCGUGGGGUACCACGUGGGUUUUGCUGCGGGGCCUGAGUGUCGUGCGGGCGUGCAGUUUAGAUCCGAUUGGAAUUCUCUCCGUGAAGAUGAGGAAAGAAACCCCGACACCUUUAGUGCCCCCGGCGACCCGCGAAUGGAACCUUCCCCCCAAUGCACCGGCCUGUAUGGAGCGCCAGUUGGAGGCUGCGCGGUACCGGUCGGACGGGGCGCUUCUGCUCGGCGUCUCCAGCCUGAGCGGCCGCUGCUGGGCUGGCUCCCUGUGGCUCUUCAAGGACCCCUGUGCCGCCCCCAACGAAGGCUUCUGUUCUGCUGGAGUCCAGACGGAGGCCGGAGUGGCCGACCUCACUUGGGUGGGAGACAAAGGUGUCCUGGUGGCUUCUGAUUCAGGUGCUGUUGAAUUGUGGGAGCUGGAUGAGAACGAGACACUCAUUGUUAGCAAAUUCUGCAAGUAUGAGCAUGAUGACAUCGUGUCUACAGUUAGUGCUUUCAGCUCUGGCACACAGGCAGUCAGCGGUAGCAAGGAUUUCUGCAUCAAAAUUUGGGACCUUGCUCAGCAGAUGGUACUGAAUUCAUACCGGGCUCAUUCGGGACAGGUUACCUGUGUUGCUGCCUCUCCCCACAAGGACUCCGUAUUUCUUUCAUGCAGUGAGGACAGUAGGAUUUUACUCUGGGAUACCCGCUGCCCCAAGCCAGCAUCACAAAUGGGUUGCAGUUCUUCUGGCUACCUUCCUACCUCAUUGGCUUGGCAUCCUCAGCAGAGUGAAGUCUUUGUCUUUGGUGAUGAGAAUGGAGUUGUCUCCCUUGUGGAUACUAAGAGUACAAGCUGUGCCCUCAGCUCAGCUGUACACACCCAAAGUGUCACUAGGCUGGUCUUCUCCCCACACAGUGUUCCUUUCCUGGCCUCUGUCAGUGAAGACUGCUCAACUGCUGUGCUGGACUCGGGAUUUUCUGAAGUGUUUAGAAGCCAAGCUCACAGAGACUUUGUGAGAGAUGCUACCUGGUCCCCGCUCAAUCACUCCCUCUUUACCACAGUGGGCUGGGACCAUCAGGUCAUCCACCAUAUUCUGCCCACAGAACCUCUCCCAGCUGCUGGAUCUAAGAGUGUUACGGAAUAGAUUGGUGACAAAAACCAAAUCCCACUUGAGUGUCCACUCCCUUUGCCCUUGCCCUUGGUUUAUGAGACGAUGCAGGAGCCUUACACAGUACGUUGGGACAUUAGGUUUGUGCAGUUAAAUAGGCAUUGUCUCUGCCUAGGGCAGUUGUAGUCAGAAGGAAGAAAAUGAUUUAAGUAUCUGAAUAUGUGUGUAAAUACAUAGUUUUGGUGGUGAUGGUGGUGGGGACAAUAAAAAAUCCAUACCACAUUUUCCCCAGUAUCCAUCCCCUCACCCACCAAAAAGGGGUACAUGCUUCCCAUGUACCUGUCCAUGAGGAAAUCAGCCAUGUCUGGAUGAAUCUUGUAGCAAACAUGUAAGCAAACAUCUUUGAAUUUGUGGAAGCAGUUUAUAUAUUAUUCCUAGAGAUAUGAGCUACUUUAUUUUUAUAAAGCUUAAUUUUCUUUAUUUUGAGUAAUGCUUCCAUUCACAAAGACUCAUUCCAGCUUAUUUUGAAGAAUAACAAGAACACUCUCAUCAUAGUUUAGCAUAUCUCUUUGCAAUUAAAUUGAAUCUGAAGUGUAUUUUCUGAUUUAGUAAAAAGUCUGGCUGACCUGUGUGGUUAAUGCCCACACUCCAUAUCCCCAGAAUACCACUAUGGAGUUGUAUAUAUGAGAGAUGAGUGUUCUUCUAGAUGGCAUAGAAAAAAAAGUGUCCAGUUCAUAGAAAGCUUAAAGACAUCUCAGAAAGUUACAUGUACCUACAAAGAAAUGUCUGCUGCUUUUUCUACCAGAAAACAACCUAGAUCCUAACCUCUCCUGCCUCGGCCCCUUUUGUUAUAGGAAGUUCGUUGUUUUUGUGGACUCUGAAGGUUUUAAAAUGCAACAUCAGAGAAUCAGAAAUACUGGUUGAUGAAAUAAAAAGUUUAAACCUUUUUGGCCUGUCCUUUGAA
Molecule: messenger RNA, 2079 nt
Organism: Erinaceus europaeus (western European hedgehog)
Lineage: Eukaryota; Metazoa; Chordata; Mammalia; Eulipotyphla; Erinaceidae
Gene: WDR77
Product: WD repeat domain 77
Exons: 10
Coding region: 123-1151 (342 amino acids)
Biological process (GO): oocyte axis specification
Cellular component (GO): methylosome
Molecular function (GO): protein binding
Source: RefSeq, a predicted model, not a curated record